Molecule: messenger RNA, 816 nt
Organism: Macrobrachium nipponense
Lineage: Eukaryota; Metazoa; Arthropoda; Malacostraca; Decapoda; Palaemonidae
Product: E3 ubiquitin-protein ligase rnf168-like
Exons: 1
Coding region: 1-816 (271 amino acids)
Biological process (GO): protein ubiquitination
Molecular function (GO): ubiquitin protein ligase activity
Source: RefSeq, a predicted model, not a curated record
AUGGACUGCAAGACAUGUGGCAUCUGCAAUGAAGUCUUCAACGAGGACGAUCGCUGCCCGAGGAUUUUGCCCUGUACACACUGCCUGUGUUCGAUAUGUCUUUCUGAACUCAUCGAAAGAAAUUCCAAGACUUGUCCAUUCUGUCGUGUCGAGUUUACAGCAAGCUCAUCUAAGCACGUUGGCAUAAACAUUCACCUGCUAGAAGUCUUGAGAUAUGUUUCUGACCUAGAGACUACCAACACAUCCCUGCUUGAAAAGACACCUAUGUUUUGUGAAAUGAGUCCUGACCUUCUUAAAAAGGUAAACAAGAAAUUGACUAAGGAACUUCUUUCGAGUUGUCAGAGUAUGACAGAUCAAAUUCAUAAUGUCAUCCAACACGUUUCAAAAUUUAAAAGUGAUUUAUCAGAAGUGAAUGAAGACUAUAAACAUAGCGCACAAGCAGAAAUACAUGAAACAACAUCAAAAAAUGAACUAGAAAUCAAAUACCUCAUCGACGAAAAUGAAAGAUUAGAAACGGAACUGGCCUCCAUAGUGGAACAAAAAAAGCAAAUACAAGAAUUGGAUUCGAUGCUAGAGGAGGCUGUGGAUUAUGCAACAAUUGGACUCCUCGCUGAUAAAGUGAAUGGACUGAAAAACACCAUAAAAAAUUCUCAGGAAAGAAUUCAAGGCUUCUUGUCAGAGUGGGAUGGGAAACUCCCAGAUAUUGAUAAAGUAAGUUUUGGUGUCAAAAAAGGGUCCUCCUUCAACGUGUACAACACAGGGAACUUAGAACACUUACAGUGUUACAGACCGUUCAGUUUUGUGAUCACGCUUUAA